This is a messenger RNA of Drosophila novamexicana, 3668 nucleotides long. RefSeq names its product serine-rich adhesin for platelets. The transcript is spliced from 8 exons. Lineage: Eukaryota; Metazoa; Arthropoda; Insecta; Diptera; Drosophilidae. The record is from RefSeq and is a predicted model, not a curated record. The coding region runs from base 160 to 2889 and encodes 909 amino acids.
AACUGCAGCAGCAACAGCAGCGAAAACUAUGUGAAAAACAGUUGUAAUUGUUAAUAAUUGUAAAAGUGCAAUGUAUUUCGUGACGUCGCAUGGGAAAAUAAAAGCUUGCUCUUGUUAUUUCUAAACGUACAUAGCGCAUAUGUAUAUAUAGAUGUAGGCAUGGUUGAGACGACAAAAUUUGGCAAUCUGGAGGCCUACACAUAUCUGCUUGUGACGCUAAAUUUAACGCUUGCGUUAAUUGUAAUGUUUUUCAAUUGUCUGUGCUGCAAGAAAAGAAUACCAAAAAAUGAUUUGCUCGGCCUGGAGGGCAUGGUGAAGCUAAAGAACCCCGACGAGGUUAUUGUGGUCAGCAGCAACAAUUCGAACGCAAAUACGAAUGCGGCAACAAAUAGCAACAGCCUGGUGCACAACAGUGAGUCACAAGCAGAGCUAAAUGCGUCUACGGUCUCAAAUGCUGACUCAGAAAAGAGAUCUAGCACAGCGGCGCAUCGCAGCUUGCCGGACAUACCCGUUGCGGAGAACAACGACAAUGGCUCCGAAUUGUAUGAGACUGUUGCCGACAAGCAGCUGGCCAAUGCGCAUAAUCAAAGUCCAGCUCAGCCCAGUCUGAAGAAGCAAACCAGCGUAUCGCAGCAUAGCUCCAUCAGCCAGGCGGAUGAUGUUAGCUCGCCGUAUUCGCGCGUUAAGGGCUUGCCGCACGAUUAUGCCAAGGUGCGUGGCACCGAGCAUCCGUAUGCGCAACUCAAUGCACCGUCUACCUCCACCUCUGCUGUAGCAGCAACAAAUGCAAGCAAUUCCAGCAGCAAAGCUGCAUGUUCGCAACAUGGCACCGACUCACUGCAGCGUGGCUCACAGCUCAGUGGCGAGUCGACACAGCACCUGAACGAUGAAUCCACUUCGCAGGUAGAAAUACCGGCUGCAUCGGCUAUUGCGGGCAUGAUAUCGGCCAGUCAGGACCUGCCCUAUAUGACGCCGCCUAUUGCAAAUCAACAUUUUAGUGGCGACUCACAAGACUCUUCUAAGGGAUAUACGAGCAUUAGCGUGCGCGAGCCGCUGGCUAAUAUUCUGGCACAGCAACCGCCGAGCAAACAGACGGCCAGAAAAACUACGCUGACGCGUGAUGUCAAUGACUCGCACUAUGCAACCGUCUCAGACGAUUCGGAUGAAACCUAUGCGGCUAUUGAGGAUCCCAACAAUCGUCACAUACCAAAUGCCACCGAUAUUUAUACAAGCGGUUCAGAGACCUAUGCACAAAUCCAGCCAAUGCAGGCUAAUCCCAUUGUGGUAGCAGUUGAGAUUAACAACAGCAGCAGCUUGUCGGCAGCAAGUGCAGCGACAGGCAGUAGCGGGCAGCUGCCGCCGCCGAAUCACAGUACGGGCAGCGGAUCGACGCACCGAGUAAGCAGCAGCAGCAUGGAGUAUGCUGGGCCCGUGCCGCAUCAUGUGGAUAGUUUGCGCGCACAAAUGCACUCGCGGCAAGCAUCUUCUUCGUCGUCUGUGUGCAAUUUAGGCUCGCCCAAACCGGAGAAGCGGCAGGCAAAUUCUCCGUUGCCUCCUACGCCCAAAGCGAGUCUCAGCCAGUCGCAGGGGCAACAUCACCUUCAUUCAGCAGCAAGCAGCAGCAAUCUUACAUCUGGGCGCAGCUCUGUUAUAUCUGUAAUUGAAGCCGGCGGCGAGGGCAACAACGAAGCCAACGAUGCUAGCAAUGCAUCCCCACAGCGCAAGCACAGCAAGAGUCUAAGUCCAUCCAAAGAUGUUGAGGGCAGCAGAAACAUCGAGGGAAUGUACGCCAAGGUGAUGAAGAAGCACAAGUUCUCCUCACACCAGCCGGAGGUACUUGGGGUCAGUCCCUUGGAUAGUGCAGCAGCGGCGCUUCUAAUGGAUCCACUGAAGCUGACGGCAUCUGGGUCUGACAAGAGUCGUGUGCGCAGCAACAGUUACACUGCCAAAGAUCAUGGAUACGAGACGAUACCGGCGGAUGGGCAGAAACUGACGCAAAAUCAGCUACCGCACGAGAAUCGCAAGUCGGAUUGCUAUGCCAACAUUCUGCAAAAGGAGCGGCAACUGGAAGCAGCAGCUGUCAGUCAAACGCAUCACAACAAUAUCAGCAGCAGCAGCAGCGUUCAGGUCAAACCUGUUGCGCCCAGCACCAGCACAAAGCACUACGAGACUAUAAACUGCCCACCGUGUCAGCCGUCGAACAGCAACGAUCCUGGCUAUGAGCAGCUGCAGACGGCGCCCAACGAUGAUGAUGCCAAGAAGUCCGACUAUGAUCCCAACUAUGAGGUGUUGAAGAGUCGCGCUCAUUCGGAUGAUGGCUAUGCCAAGGUGCUGGAAAAGAAGCGUCCGCCCGGCGAUGUUGUGGACAGUAGUGGUGGCUACAGCACCAUACCUGGCGCCGAUGCGAAUCACAAUUAUGCCAGCAUACUCGAGACUAAGGCGCAUCUGGCACCGGCUGCAAACGAAACGGAUCAUUAUGCGCGUAUAGCUGAGAAUGUGGCGCUCACUUCGCCCCUCACGCCCAACUCAUCCUCCAUGGCGAACAGUUUGUCCAUGAUUACAGUGACCACCAGCACCAGCAUGGUGAGCAGCAUGAGCUCACAUCAGACGCCUAGUUCCUCGCAGUAUGAAUCACUUACGGGCACGGGCAGUGAAACGGAUCCCAACUACGAGUCGGUGUGUUAUUUAAAUGCCACAACAAUGACAACAACAACAACAUCUACUAACAACAGCAGCAACAACAGCAACAGCAACUGUAGCAGCAGCAGCAGUAACAACACGGAUAAUGGCUACGAGCGUCUGGAGUCCGAUAACAAUACGCAGGCGAGCAGCCCGCUGAGCACGCCCAGUGAACAGCAGCUGGUAGUGGAUGAUUACUUUCAGGUGUAGCUGUAACAACAGUAGCUGCAAACAGUAGUGAGCUGGAUCUCGUUGAACUAUAUUUACAAAACGCCCACAAACACGCACACGCACACCCUAGCAUUUUCUUUUGCCUAGCAAUUGCUUUUAUUAUUAUUUUUUUACUCAACGCACAUAUCACAUUGGAUGCACAGCAGCAAAAUUUUUGAUUAGAGUCCAUGGAACCCAAGAAUAACGCUGGGAUGUGUUGCAUGCAUUGUAUGCUGCUUCAUAUCGGUUCGCACUUUAGCCCUAGCCUAGCACUAAGUUAUAUAAAUAACAAGAACUUCAUGUACAAAGUAUUUGUAUGUUAAACUCGAUAAUUAUUUCCACGCGGCAGAUAAGCCUAUAUGCUUACACAUAUAUAUAGAUAGCUAUAUACUAUGAGUAAAUCUAAAUACCAGUGCGUCCUAAUUUAGUUAAAUUUAAUGCAAGAACAAAGGCGAAAAGUUUUCAAUUGAUUAGAAUACCGCGUUGAUAAGCAGAAAGAUAUUAAAAACAAACAAAAAACAAAGUAAGCAAAUCAAGGGGAGAUUACUAAAUUAUAGAUUGUAUAUUUUUAUAUGUUAGCAUUUUUUGCUGCUUUUUUACUUUAUUGAUGUCGCCUGGACAUACAUACGGACAUAUGUAUACCCAUUCAAUACGAUAACACACACACAUACGAUAACUGGCUGACAAGCCCAUGUUAAGAGUAAAAAACAAAAAAAAAUCAAGUAUUCGAACCACAAAUAACUAAGCUAAAAGUUGAAUAAAUUAUUGAUGACUGUCAA